This is a messenger RNA of Oppia nitens, 592 nucleotides long. Its product is annotated as nuclear nucleic acid-binding protein C1D-like. The coding region runs from base 65 to 592 and encodes 175 amino acids. The record is from RefSeq and is a predicted model, not a curated record. Gene Ontology annotation, cellular component: exosome (RNase complex); nucleolus. The transcript has a single exon. Gene Ontology annotation, molecular function: RNA binding; DNA binding. Gene Ontology annotation, biological process: regulation of gene expression; maturation of 5.8S rRNA. Lineage: Eukaryota; Metazoa; Arthropoda; Arachnida; Sarcoptiformes; Oppiidae.
AUGGUCAGCACGUGUUCAGUGAUUAUCAAUAUUUUAAGAUAUCAUAUGUUAUAUUCAAAUAAUAAUGAGUUCCGACAAAUCUGAAGAUUUUCCACAGGAAAUGGUGCGACCGAUUCGGGAUCUGCACGAGUCGUUAGCCGAUCUCAAACAAUGUCUGACCACUUUUAACAGCAAAUAUACUGCUAUCAAAAGUCAAGCAUCGGAUCCAUUAAUGAAAGCUAAGAUUGAGCUGACCAUCGCUUACGCWAUGAAUUCACUGUUUUGGAUAUAUUUGACCACAAAAGGAGUCAAUCCUCAUGAAGAGCCCAUCAAGAAUGAGAUCACUCGACUUAAAGGUUAUGCACAGAGAAUACAAGAUAUUGAAGACAAAAGAAAGGCAUCAAAGCUGGACACAGAAGCAGCCAAAAGAUUCAUCAAAUCAGCCCUUUGGGAGCCAAAGACUGAGUCCAUCAUCAAUGAGACAAAUAAGGAUAACAUUUGUCAUAAAMGCAAACUCGAAGAUCAGUCUUAUAGUGAAACCAAAGAAACUAAUGAUAUUUCUUCGAAAGAGAUGUCAACCAAUCAAAAGUCACGAAAGAAAUUUAAAAAAUAG